AUGAAAGCCUGCUCUAUAUUCCGGCUGGGUUCACUUAAGCUGCUACUUAUUGUAGAAAACCACCACUCACCAAAGGUGGCUGUUGAAGUGGACAGUGUACUGAACAUUGUGGUUACAAGCAAGUCACUACAAGAUAGUACACUAGGAUACAGGCAGACUGACAUCUUGCUUGUACUGAACUCUGACCACCUGCAGUCUGAUAAUGCUUCUCAAACUCAAAAUCAGAGUAGUUUUAGCCUUGAGCUGCUGGGCAAUGAGUGGCUGAAGGAUGACAUAAUUAAACGGUAUCUAGAUAUUGUGAACUACAGUGUGAAAGAACUGGACAUUAGCACAAUAUGUAUCAAUCCUGUUUUUAGUCAUGCUAUCAGGUGCUUUCCUGAUAUGGAAUUUACAAUAUCAUCGCUUAACCUACAGGAAGUGAACUAUGUUUUCAUCCCAGUAAAUGAUGCAGCACCUAGUAACACAGUGGCUGGGUCACACUGGAGCUUAUUGUUCUAUCAAAGGUCUGUGAACACUUUUUACCAUUUUGAUUCAAUGGGACAGUAUAAUAUAAAGGCAGCAAAAGAAAUAAUAUCUAAAUUUACAACACUUAAGAUCUUUGAAAACGCUAAAUUUGAAAACAUUCAAUGCCCUCAACAACACAACACUUUUGAUUGUGGAAUUUAUUUAUGUCUGUUUGUUGACUGGCUGUUUAGAGGAAUAAUUGCAAAUAAAGUGUCUUACUUCAUCGCCAACAGCUCAAGAUUUAUGAGGAUAAGUGAAAGUGACAUUGUUUCUAAACGAUCUUGUCUAGCUUAUUUGUGUUACAGAGACCAGCACCUGCAAUUUAACCCAAGUACAAUUCAAAAGUUGUUACUGGGAACAAUCAAUGAAUCAAAGUGUCCAGAUGUGAACGAUAAUAAAACAGGACAAAACCACAGGGAUGGAGAUGGUCAGUGGAGAACUGUUGGAAAAAGCAAUAUACAUAGGAAUAGUGCAAACAAUAAAUCACUAACUAAAUUUGCAAUCCCCACAUCUAACCAAUAUGACAUUUUGGACAAAAUUUAUAAUAAAAAAGACUCUGUUUCGAACGAUGAUCCCAUUAACGCCACAAACGGGUCUAGCAAAGCUAAAGAUAUGCAAAAGGGGUCUGUUUCCAAUGAAAGUCUGCAUAAAAAAAGAAAUAAAAGUCUAGAGAAAAGGAUAAAAAUUGAGUUGUUUGCAGACAGUCAAGGUCGAGAAUUACCUGAGAUUAUUGGCUCCUGCAGUAAGGGUUUGGUGUAUGUAAACGGACUAAUUACAUCUGGUGCCACAGUCGGACAAGUUUACAGUAAUGCUAAAAAAUCUCACAGUGACCCACUUGUCUUAAUAGCAGGAUCCAAUGACGUUGUCAAAAAAUCAUUUAAAUCGAUAUAUGAGACAAUGGAGAGGGAUCUCCAAAUUCUUAGUGAGGCCAGACCAGUUAUAAUUACUACGAUCCCACCUCGCUAUGACAUUCAGAAAACUGAUCCUAUUCAGGAUGAAAUAGCAUUAGCCAAUAAUUAUAUAAAGGAAAUUGCUGUCAGAAUGAAAACUGUUCAACUUAUUGAUUUGGACGAUUUGAAAAAAAUCCACUUUUCACGACAGGGUUUACAUUUGAAUCUUAGGGGCAAGAGAAAAUUGGCAUUCAUGAUUAUACAGCACCUUACUAAUAUCAAAACAAAAGUCAAUACAAGAAGGGAAAUUUUUAAAAUCAACUCGAUGGCUGACUUUCCCCCCUUGGUGCCUCCGAAGGGAGCUGCAACAUGCACUUCACCUUCUGUGCAAAAGUCUCAUGAGGUUGGUGAACAUCUCAAGCCAAUUCACGUUAAUGAGCUGAAGAUGGAGGAUGUAAUCCAAAGCUACCGAUACAACAAGGAAGUAGCUUUUGCUCAUUGUAUUUCAGCGGACUUGAACAAUAUCAGAAGCUUAAGUGCAGGAGUAGCAACAGUGUUCAAAGAUCAAUUUUGCAAACCAGCACCCUCUGACUGUGUCUCUGACCACCUCUCAAUCCAGAGGAUAGAAAAUGGUGCUACAGUUUAUGGUUUUAAUAACUAA
Molecule: messenger RNA, 2055 nt
Organism: Homalodisca vitripennis (glassy-winged sharpshooter)
Lineage: Eukaryota; Metazoa; Arthropoda; Insecta; Hemiptera; Cicadellidae
Exons: 4
Coding region: 1-2055 (684 amino acids)
Biological process (GO): proteolysis
Molecular function (GO): cysteine-type peptidase activity; deNEDDylase activity
Source: RefSeq, a predicted model, not a curated record